Molecule: messenger RNA, 627 nt
Organism: Penicillium riverlandense
Lineage: Eukaryota; Fungi; Ascomycota; Eurotiomycetes; Eurotiales; Aspergillaceae
Gene: fes1
Product: Hsp70 nucleotide exchange factor FES1
Exons: 2
Coding region: 1-627 (208 amino acids)
Source: RefSeq, a predicted model, not a curated record
AUGGACCCCCAAAUGAACAAGCUCCUCAAAUGGAGCGUGCAAAACUCCCAGAAUGCAGACGGCUCCCCCGAUGCCCCCGCCAGUGCGCGCAACCUGACCCCGGACAUGAUCAACGCUCUGUUUGGCGGACCCUCCGAGGCCGAUCUGAUGAAGGCCGCCAUGGAGGUGCUGCACUCUGACGACUCCGACCUGGAGAACAAGUUGAUCGCCUUUGACAACUUCGAGCAAAUGAUCGAGUCCAUUGACAAUGCGAACAAUCUGGAGCCACUGGGCCUGUGGUCCCCCUUGACCCAACUACUGCAGCAUGAGGAGGCGGACAUCCGUCGUAUGGCCGCCUGGUGUGUCGGGACGGCGGUGCAGAAUAAUGAGAAGGCGCAGGAUAAGCUCGUCGUGCUGAAUGUUAUUCCUACGCUCGUGAACAUGUCGACUACGGACCCCAACCCGGCUGCGCGCAAGAAGGCUGUGUAUGCGCUUUCGUCGGCAGUGCGCAAUUACCAGCCUGGCAUGAACGAAUUGGUCAAGCAUCUCCCAGAGGGCUACCCGAGUGAUAAGGCAGACGCGGGUGAUAUGGAGGCGGUGGAUGCAAUCAUGGAUAAGCUGCGAUCUCACCCGGUCGAGUCUUCGUGA